This is a messenger RNA of Bombus huntii, 1693 nucleotides long. RefSeq names its product protein LSM12-like. Lineage: Eukaryota; Metazoa; Arthropoda; Insecta; Hymenoptera; Apidae. The transcript has 4 exons. The coding region runs from base 48 to 656 and encodes 202 amino acids. Gene Ontology annotation, molecular function: RNA binding. The record is from RefSeq and is a predicted model, not a curated record.
GAACAGAUGGCGAUAGGGAGUCCGCGGUUCUAAGUUCGUAGUGAAAAAUGGCCGGCGCCAACGAUUGUUUCAGCAUCGGGAGUACGGUGGCCUGUAAAACCUGUUACAAGGAGGAGAUCGAAGGCGAGGUGUUAGCAUUCGAUCCACAAACUAAAAUGCUAAUCCUAAAAUGUCCGUCAUCCAGCGGAUCAACAACGUUAAACGAUGUACACAUAGUAAAUUUAUCCUUGGUAUCAGAGGUCCAAGUAAAGCGGGAAGUUAGCCCUACCACUAGCGAGCCACCACAAAGCCUUAAUUUACAAAAGCUGAACAGAAGAGUACGUAAUCAAAUUGAAGAGAAGAAAAAACUGGUAAUGGCUCUGCAGGCCGGAGUAUCUCCAGAGGGACAAAGACUCUUCAGUACUAUAUCAAAAACUAUCCCAGAAAUUACGUGGAAUGGAGUAAAUAUUGUUGUAUUUGACAAUGUCACAAUCAGACCACCAUAUAAAGUUGACAACGUUCAUGGAAACAUAGAAUCUGGAGCAUAUAAACAUGUAAAGAAAGUGGUUGAAAAACACAUUAAAGAUACGGAAGCGUCGCAACAGGCACAACAGCGGGAACAACAACAACAGCAACAGAAGCAAAAAGGAGAAGUUCCAGUCUUUGAGGAAAAGUAGGAAAUGACGAUAACAAGAUACUAAGAAAUUAUGAAAAAAAGUCACUGCAAAACUACUACAUAAGCCUAUCAAGAGAACCAGCAUCACAGAUUAAGUUCAAAUUUAUUUGAAUGAAAACACACUUCACAGGAAUCAAAUGUGAAUUGAUUAUUGAAAUUUUAAAUGAGUAUCAAAUGUUUUGAUAAUAUCGUAUGAGCAGCAUUUUCAAAAUCAAUAAAACACACCAUACUAAACUUUUUAGUAAAGAGCAUGAUCUUUGACGAAGAAUGCUGUUUAUUGUAUCUAACAAGCUGCCAUACAACUUUAGGUUCUGCUGGAAUUACAUGUGCUCUGAUGCAGGUGUGUUUUAGUUUAGUUUAACAUUGUUAUAAAAUACGUUUAAUAGUUGUUUACAGAUUAUUGAUGUACAUGAUGGUAGCAUAAUUCGGUUGCCAUGUGAAUAUCAACUUUUUUAAAAAUACAAAUCGAUCGACGUGGUAUAAUUUAAGUCCGUAUGAAACGGUUCAAUAUAUUUUUAACUACUACAUCGCAAGUGGAAAAGUAACAAACGAUCAACGAAAAUUUUCAUACGCGAAACAUCCGACUUCAAUACUGAUUCAAAUUUUACGUUCACUCGCUGAUUGUAAUAUCAUUUCUUUUUAAUCGCUCAUUAUAGUACUGUCGAUCUCUUGGAAUUUGUAAACAAACAAACGAAGAGAAAAAAAAACAUGAUCGUCGCAAUUCGUUGCAAUUCAUCGCGCCUGCGUCGGCACGAGACGUAUUCGAUCGCGACGUGACAUUGUAAGCUGAAAAUGGAUAUCCCCUUGCAUAAAGCAAGCCAUAAAAUUGUUAUUUAAAUGAAGACAUCAAGCUUGGUUUGUGCAAGGGCAACCUAUACCUGUAACGAUAUAUUUACAGGUAAUUUCAUUUACAAUGAUAAAAUAUAGAACUCGUCUCGUGCCCUUUACCUUUUGAACGCGGAAAGACAGAAGAAAAGAAAGGAAGAUGAUAAAAAUUAAUUACAUAAAAAGACACAAAUAAAUGUAAUAUAAAUUCUA